Messenger RNA from Pyrenophora tritici-repentis Pt-1C-BFP, 1563 nucleotides. Lineage: Eukaryota; Fungi; Ascomycota; Dothideomycetes; Pleosporales; Pleosporaceae. The record is from RefSeq and is a predicted model, not a curated record.
AUGGUUCAUCUCCCACGCCUUCUUAUCGCAUCGCUCUGCGGUCACGCUGUGUUGGGCAAUAAUAUGCCUUUCGAUGCCCGAGAAGCAACCAUUGACUCGGUCCACCAUGCGCUCUACUCUGGACUCUCAACAUGUCGAGAAGUGAUAUCAUCAUUCAUUGCAAAUAUCGAAGCGAACAACAAAAGGACGAAUGCGAUCAUCUCUUUGAACCCUAAUGCUUUGGCCAUUGCCGACGAAAAAGAGGAACAGCUGUCUGCAGGCAAUGCUACUGGAUCCCUCUUUUGUAUUCCAAUACUGCUCAAGGACAAUUAUGAUACAAAAGACCUACCUACGACGGGUGGUAAUCUGGCUCUAGCCCGCUCGCAGCCCACCGAAGACGCCCCAAGCGUUGCAGCGUUCAAGAAUGCCGGAGCUAUCAUUCUGGGCAAGGCCAACUUGCAUGAGCUUGCGCUAGAAGGCAUCAGUGUGUCUUCCCUGGGUGGCCAGACUAUCAAUCCUUACGACUCAACUCGAACACCCGGUGGUAGUUCUGGUGGUACUGGUGCAGCAGUCGCCGCGUCUUUUUGUGUAUUCGGCACCGGUACAGACACUGUAAACUCGCUCCGCAGUCCAGCCUCCGCCAACUCGCUAUGUAGCAUCCGACCUACUCGUGGGCUGAUCACCAGAGCUGGUAUUAUACCUAUAUCAAAGACUCACGAUGUCAUUGGACCCAUUGGCCGUACGGUCAAAGACGUUGCCACUGCUCUCACAGUCAUGGCUUCAACAGGCUACGAUGCGGCGGAUAAUGAUACCGCACUGGUACCUGGCCCCAUUCGCGGAAUCGACUACGCCUCAUCUCUUUCUAGUGCCUCCCUCAAAGGCCUGCGCAUUGGUGUGCUCAGCGGCUUCUUCAACCGCACCGAUACGCCAGAAGUCACACCUGUCAACAACGCCAUGGACUCUGUGAUGUCGCGCCUUUCAGCCGAAGGAGUAACACUAGUCCCCAUCAACGAAACCAUAUACAAUGCGACUGCCAUUCAAGCAGCUUACGACGUUCAGCGCUUCGAAUAUCGGCAGCUCAUGGACCAAUACCUCGAGCGUCCAUCACUCGGAGGCGAGCACCCAACUACCUUAGCCGAAUUGUACUCUCGCAAAGCAGUCAAUGGUUCCGGUGGGGAGUUUCUCGUCAUACCAUCUCAAUACGAAUACGUUAAUACAGCGCUUGUCUCUUCUACGGCGAAUGCAACAUAUCUCGACCGUCAAGCCGGCAUCCGCAACCUCACACUCGCUCUCCUCAACACCUUUACAGCCAACUCGCUCGAUGCGAUCAUUUACCCCGAGCAGAAGAAUCUCGUGGUCAAGAUCGGUUCUCCUUCGCAAUCUGGUCGUAAUGGCAUCCUGGCCGCAUUGACAGGUACGCCUGUCGUCACCGUGCCUGCAGGAUUUUCGGAGCCGAGCGAUGAGGCACCGGCUGGUGUGCCGAUUGGCAUGGAGAUAUUGGGCAGGCCUUGGGAAGAGCAGAAGUUGUUGGGGGUUGGAUAUGCAGUGGAGCAGUUGUUGAGGGGUGCCAGUUAUCACGCCUGA